Molecule: messenger RNA, 1565 nt
Organism: Durusdinium trenchii
Lineage: Eukaryota; Dinophyceae; Suessiales; Symbiodiniaceae
Source: the annotation of a GenBank genome assembly
GACGACCACACCAUCUCUGUGGCUCUCACGAUGGCGCUUGGUGUCGAGGAGAUGCGGCAGGGGAUCGAAUGCCUUGAGAGAAACUGGCGCUGGGCGAAUGCCUUGGCAUUCAGCGCCGGACCGGUGGAGUCGUCGGACGAGUCCAGUAUUUCCACGUCCUCGAGCGUAGGGGUCAUGGAGGGUGCCGAGCACAUCCAUUUUGAGGCCGGGGAGGCUUUGAAGAGGCUGGGCCAAGAGCUACCAUCCGAAAGCCCCAGAUUGGAGCGCAGAUCGCCGGAGGUCGUUUUCAAGGAGAUUGAGGAUUUGGCCUAUCUGGUUGAUCCUGUUCUGGAGACCUCAGAGCAGGUCCAGAAACUGCAAAAGAUUUGGCUUUUAGCUUUGGAGAUCAAAGGUUCCGGUAUGACCAUGUCAAUGUCCUCGUCCCUUAUGACGAGGUCCUUGAUAUCCUCUGAUAUGUCGAUGUCCGUGACCUCCACACGUUCCGCCAGCCCGGCCAGAUCUCACCGUCCACGGCUUGACAUCGCAACUGGGAGCACCGUGGGAGCAAGUCAUUCAGGAGUGAGGCCGUUGCAGGCGAUCCUCUUGCAGCUGAUCAAUGAGUACUACACACGGCUGAGAAACGACCAGUACCGCCACCAGGUUUGCCCGCACUUUCACAACCUCAAGCGAGUGGCUCCCAACCUUGGCCUCGUCCUUUAUUGCCGCGUGUGUGGUGAGAUGAAAGUCGCCAUCGCCUUCAGCGCGUGCAAUCAUUGCGGUGACUGGUGCAUUUGCGGUGGGUGCAACGGGAAAGAGAUUGACGAGACUUAUGUCAGGUUUACCAAGGAGCGAGUGAUGAAUGCGAUUCAGGAUGUCAUGCAAAGCACCCAGAGGUAUCAGCAGGCCACCUUGACCGACACUGAGGUCAGGGAUUUGAAGACCCUUGUGGUCCAUGCCUGCAUUUGUCCCAAUGUGACUGCUGAUGCUUACCGUCGCUUCGUUGGCUAUGUUUUUAUGCUGGGGGAGAGACAUGGCCGCUUGCUAGAGGCCCAAGCAUUUCUCCAGAUGUUGGCGACGGAAAAGGCGGAGUCUCUUCAAAGGUGGGACGAUCAACUUGCCCGCAGAGCCGCGGGCGGGUUGCUGGAUUCGGCAGAGAAGGAGCGAGUAGCAACAGAAAAGCAUCACGAGAUCCUCCAGGAGUUCCUGAGCAAAGCCCAAGAGAUGCUUGGCUCCUCGAGCUCCUCGUCCAGCACCGUGAGUUCCACAGCCCCAGUUUCGGCAUGACGUUGACCGUUCCGGUUCUUCUUCGGCACUGAGAGGAGCUGCGACUGCUAGAGGCACUAUUGGUCGGUGAGCCUCCAGGGACGGAGCCGAGUUGGUGAACAUGUGUCUCUUUGCUCGCUGGAUGGGACCAAGGAAGCAGCCAUUUUUGGCAGUGAGUUGGUGGAGCCGGAUGAGUCCGGAUCCUCUUUUUAACGGGGCCCUGGGCAUCCCAGGGGACCCUUGAUGACCCAUGUCACCUCGGUGGAAGCGAAGUGGAUUGAACAGCAGUCGACUGGCUGCCUUGGCUUUCAUGGGACAUAUCG